AAGGAACUUAAUUUUUAGUCUCUCUCUCUCUCUACCUAACUUGGUGUUUCGUGAUAGCUGUUGUCUUUAUUUUUAUCAGUUCUCUUUAGUCACUCUGUGUGUAAUCAAAGAACCAUGGAGCUCAACUUCCUCUCUAGAGCUCUUCUCGUCUCUCUUCUACUCGCAAUAGUUUCAUCUUUCUCAUCCUCUACUGUUAUCUCCGAUGGUGUGCUCGAAUCUCAGGAUUUGGUUAUUGGAAGAAACCUACUUCAGGCCAAGAAAAAAUGUUCCCUGAACUUAGAGUUUAUGAACUACACUGUCAUAACGAGCCAGUGUAAAGGUCCCAAAUUCCCAGUAAAGGAGUGUUGCUCUUCCUUUUUAGAGUUUGCGUGUCCUUACGCCGAACAGCUCAACGACCUGUCCACAGAUUGUGCAAGCACGAUGUUCAGUUACAUCAAUAUCUAUGGGAAAUACCCGGCUGGACUGUUCUCUAGCCAGUGUAAAGGAGAUAAAGAAGGCCUCGAGUGCCCCGAUAUGCCUCCCAAUUCAGUAGCAGACGUAAACACAGCCACCACCACCACCACCACCACCACCGCUUCUUCUCGUAUUUGGAUGACCGUAGCUUUAUUCGUGACUGUUUUAUUAUUUCGAGGCCGACAAAGCCAUAUGUAAUGCUGCUACUUGUUACAAGUCUCUGUAUAUCUAUGAUUAAGGGAACUUCAAAAACUUCUAAAUGAUAAUUUGUAUGAUUGACUUAUGUA
This is a messenger RNA of Brassica oleracea var. oleracea, 740 nucleotides long. Its product is annotated as GPI-anchored protein LORELEI-like. Lineage: Eukaryota; Viridiplantae; Streptophyta; Magnoliopsida; Brassicales; Brassicaceae. The transcript is spliced from 3 exons. The record is from RefSeq and is a predicted model, not a curated record. The coding region runs from base 115 to 651 and encodes 178 amino acids.